AUGAACAACAAGAAGGAGGCGCCGGAAGAUCAGAUCACCGGAUUGCGUAACGUUGCAAAGAUGAGCAAACGGAAGACGGGUAAGGAUGAUUCGACUCCGCAUGAGAACGAAGAGCUGAGCGAACGGCAAUCCAACGGGAAGCGGGACAAGAAGAAGCAGAAGAAGGCACGGAGGGAGGAGAUGGAGGCUUCGGCACAGACGGAAAAGAAGACCCACAAGAGGAAGCGCGUAGAUGAGGAAGACGAGGAAGACACAAGUGGCUACAACGAUCGCGGCCCAAAGGACAGCAUCAAGCAGGGCGCCGUCAGCAAGAAGGACUCGAAAAAGAAGAAGAAGAAGAGCAAGAAGGCCAAGAAGGCCCCGAGUAGCGAAGAUGAUGCUGAGAAAAUGAGCGAAGCGAAGGCCAAGAAGGAGGAGAAGAAGAAGGCCAGUAAGAAGGAGAAGAAGAAGAGCAAGAAGGAAAAGAAAGCGAAGAAGAGCAAAGCGACCACCGAAGAGAAGGAGAAGGCGAGCAACGGCGAUUCAGCAAAGAAGGAGAAGGAAGUAGAGGCGGGAGCGUCAUCUGCCACUUCGAAUUCGAGCAACGGCGGCAGCGAUCAGGGAGGAGCAGGAUGGAAUAAUUGGGAGGCAAGCUCGUUCGGCGACGAUGCGAGAAAGAACAAAUUCCUGCGGCUCAUGGGCGCGAAGAAGACCGAGGACAAUCCAUCGCAGCCACCGCAGAAGAAGGGCCUCUUUGGCAGCUUGCGUGCCUCCUCCGCACCGGAGCCGUCAGCGAUCGACUCAUCGACGGAGCAGAAGAUUACGCACGAUCUCACCUCGCAAUUCCAAGAUGCCCUCCAGCGGCGCAACUGCCGAGGAGGCAUCGGGCUCGAUUCGGGUACCAAGAAGUCGGACCGCAGUGCCGAGCCUCAGCCUCACCCCUAUGCGGGCGGCAAGGCCUCGACCAAGCUCCACAUCGACGAUUAUCCGAAAUCGAUUAAAUUCGACGAUUAA
Molecule: messenger RNA, 993 nt
Organism: Acanthamoeba castellanii str. Neff
Lineage: Eukaryota; Discosea; Longamoebia; Acanthamoebidae
Exons: 1
Coding region: 1-993 (330 amino acids)
Source: RefSeq, a predicted model, not a curated record